Molecule: messenger RNA, 4001 nt
Organism: Cavia porcellus (domestic guinea pig)
Lineage: Eukaryota; Metazoa; Chordata; Mammalia; Rodentia; Caviidae
Product: multidrug and toxin extrusion protein 2-like
Exons: 17
Coding region: 98-1858 (586 amino acids)
Biological process (GO): xenobiotic detoxification by transmembrane export across the plasma membrane
Cellular component (GO): membrane
Molecular function (GO): antiporter activity; xenobiotic transmembrane transporter activity
Source: RefSeq, a predicted model, not a curated record
GUCCUUGCGCAGGCCGCCUGCCUCCCGCAGUGGGGUCGUCGCGCCUCGGCAGCCUGCGCUCCCGCCCGCGGCAGUGGAGCCCCCUCCUGGCGCCGCCAUGGAGCCCCCCGAACUCCCCGCCGCCGAGCCCUCAGUUCCCCCAGCCGCGGACCUUCCCCCAGCCGCGGACCCGUCCCCAGCUGCAGACCUGGCCCCCGAGCACCCUGGCGCCCCUGGGUGGCGCAGAGGCCUGCGGGGUGUGCUGCCCUCUGACCUGAAGCGGGAGGCGACCGCGCUCGCGGUGCUCGCGGGCCCGGUGUUCCUCGCACAGUUGAUGAUCUUUCUCAUUAGCGUCGUCAGUUCCAUAUUCUGCGGACAUCUGGGCAAAGUCGAGCUGGAUGCUGUUACCCUUGCCACCUCGGUUGUGAACGUUACUGGGAUUUCAGUGGGAACUGGCUUAGCUUCGGCUUGUGACACGCUGAUGUCUCAGUCCUUUGGAGGCAAGAACCUAAAACGUGUGGGGAUCAUCCUUCAGAGAGGAAUCCUCAUCUUGUUGCUGUGUUGCUUCCCCUGCUGGGCCAUCUUCAUCAACACUGAGCGCCUCCUCCUGCUCUUAAAACAGGACCCAGAAGUGUCCAGGAUAGCCCAGGUUUAUGUGAUCAUUUUCAUUCCUGCUCUUCCUGCGGCAUUCCUAUUCCAGCUACAGACAAAAUAUUUACAAAGUCAGGGCAUCAUCAUGCCCCAGGUUAUCACUGGAAUUGCAGCGAAUGUCAUCAAUGUGGGCAUGAAUGCCCUCUUGCUGUACGCCCUGGACCUCGGAGUAGUAGGGUCUGCCUGGGCCAACACUACGUCCCAGUUCUUCCUGUCUGCCCUGCUUUUCCUGUAUGUGUGGUGGAAGAAAAUACACGUCGACACCUGGGGAGGCUGGACUAGGGAGUGCUUCCAGGAGUGGGGCUCCUACAUCCACCUGGCUGUUCCCAGCAUGUUCAUGGUGUGCAUCGAGUGGUGGACCUUUGAAAUCGGGACCUUCCUGGCAGGACUGAUUAGUGUGACAGAGCUUGGAGCCCAGGCUAUCAUUUAUGAACUGGUCUCUGUGGCCUACCUGGUGCCCCUUGGCUUUGGUGUGGCUGCCAGUGUCCGAGUGGGCAAUGCCCUGGGGGCUGGGGAUGCUGAGCAGGCCCGGUGCUCCUGUACCACUGUCCUCCUGUGUGCUAGUGUGUGUGCGCUUGCAGUGGGAAUUCUCCUCACAGCUUUGAAGGAUGUGGUUUCCUACAUAUUCACCAGCGACAAGGACAUUGGUUCCCGUGUGAGCCAAGUGAUGCUGAUUUUUGCUCCUUUGCAUCUCUUUGAUGCGCUGGCAGGGACCUGCGGCGGAGUGCUGAGAGGCACUGGCAAGCAAAAGAUUGGUGCUAUCCUGAACGCCAUCGGUUACUACGUACUUGGCUUUCCCAUUGGAGUGUCUCUGAUGUUUGCUGCUAAGCUCGGAAUAAUAGGUCUCUGGUCUGGACUGACUGUUUGUGUCUUCUUCCAAGCCCUUUUCUAUUUGGUGUGCAUCCUGAGAACAAACUGGAGUAGAGCUGCAGAGCAGGCACAGGUGCGAGCUGGGAUAAAAGGAAAUAAAGACCCCAUCCCGACCCCAGCAGAUUUACCGAACCUGGAGAGAGAAGGACCUGAUGGCGUGGUUUUACCUGACAUUAUCAGACCGCAGAGUCAGACGGCCCAGCUGGUGGCCCUGGAAGAAAACCAGUAUGUGGUUCCUACCAUCGGGGAGAUCCUGACAAUGAGACAGUUGAUUUUGUAUCGCGGAACAGCAGUAGCUCUUGCUCUUGCUAGCCUUGUUGUAGGAAUUUUAGUGAGAGUUUUCAGCAGCCAUAAGUAAACUAGAAAAAACAUCACCAGUCUACAAAUUAGAGAUGAUAAUUUUAUGGUAUAUAUUGGGCAGGAAAUGUGAUCUUGAUACUUAAACGGCGAUUUUAUUGUCAACUGUGGGAGGAAAGGAUAUCAGUGAUGCUUCCUUAGUUAUUCUGAGAAAUUAUCCACUGUACUAGAGAUAAAGAAAGGAGCUAUAGCUGAGAAAGAGCUGUGGCAGAGACAGGAGAGCGUCACACCCGGGCCUCGUAGAUGCCAAGCACGUGCUUUCCAAGGCACAGAGCUGCCCUCAUGCCCCAGGGGGCUAUAAUUUUAAGCAUACUUUUUUGUUACCUUUAUCAUGCUUUCUAAACAUAUGCAUUUGAUAUUCACUACUGUAAGUGUUCUUUACUCUUUCUUUUAUUGAAUAGUUUUCCUUCUUCAGGCUUAUUAAUUUCUUGCCACAUAAAACAUUAUUACUUGUUUGUGUUUCUCUGUUACUAUUCUUUGUCUUGGCAAGGAGUAUACAUGAAGUGCCUAUUAAGUCUUAUGUCAUAUAAAAUUUCUUUAAAAUAAACACUUUAAAAUUUAAAAUGCUGGGCUGGGGAUACAGCUCAGCUGCAUAUGUGCCUUCCUGGCAAGUGCAAGGUCAUGAGCUCAAUUCCUGGUACUAAUCAACAAACAAACAAACAAACAAACAAACAAAAUUUAAACAGCAUUCUGACAGUAUUUGAGACUAUAAUGUCAAUUUUAAAAGAUCACUUACUUUUUUUUUUGUCUUGUAACAAACUUUUGUGUCAACUUUUGCCUUAAUUGGAAAAUAAAUCAGUGUUUCCUGGCCACUCAUCUCCCACAAUACUGACAGCUGUGGGUUUUCCUCUAGGGAAUAGAUUUUUAGAGCCUUUUCUAUAGAAGCUGACAAAAUCAAAAGGGAAAUCCUAAGCAUAUUCUGAAAUUGAGUAACCACACAAAGCCCAGCAGGCAUCUAGAGUGGAGUUUGCAUAUCAAAGUCCACUGUGUGAGUCAGCUAUUGCUGGAACAAAUAUCUGAGAUAAUUUACAUAUACAGAGAAAGGUUUAUCAUGGCUCACAGUUUCCAUGGUUUCAAUCCAUGGUUUCUUGGCCCCAUUGCUUUUGGGCCUGUGGCGAGGCAGUGCAUCAUGGUAGAGUAUGUCGUGGAGCAAAGCUGUUCAUCUUGUAAUUUGGGAACAAAGAGAAGACUGAGGAAGGACUAGGGUCUCACUAUCUCCUUCAAAGGCACACCCUGAAAGACUGAAAACUUCCCACGAGGCCCUACCUCGUGAAAGUUCCACAGUUUCCUAAUAGAGCUACCAGCUGGAGACUAAACCUUUAACACAUCGGGCUUCAGGCAGCACUGUAGGUCUAAACUGUCAUGCCCAGGUGGCCGGCACGUCCUUUGUUUCCCUCUCCUGAAGAUGAACAAGCAAUUUAAGAUUAUCAGCGAUCUCUAAAAAGCUAAUUAUAUGAAAAAGCAGUGAGAAAAAACAGCUUAUUUACAAGAGCAAAUUAUAUAUCCUCAAAGAGGUAAGAUAAAAUAUUACAACCAUCAUGUAGCAUAGGAGACUACAGAAUAACACAUUGAGAGAAAAAUUAAGGUAAAAUUUCUAUGACUUAAAACUAUUUUUCAACUAUGCAGUUCAGCAUCAUUUUAUAUAAUUGCACAACCACCCGUGUGGUUACAAAACAUUUUCAUCAUCCCCAAACAAGUCCCAGACAUGGCAUUCCUCAAACCCCUUUCCCCUCAACUCCUAGAAAGCACUAUGUCUAUGUCUGUGGACUUAUUCUGUGUAUUUUCCUGUUGGAAAAUUUUUUGAGAGUCAUCCAUGUAGUAGCAUAUAUGGGAACUUGUUUCCUUACUUACAGCUAAAUGAUAUUUUGUUGUAUGAUAAACUUCUUUUUGUUCAUGUAUUUAUCCGUUGAUAGAAAUAUACAUCGUUUCCAUCUUUCUGCUCUAGUUUUCAGCUAAGUCUUGAAGUUUUCUUUCCUUUAUGGAUCAUUCAUUGCUAAAGCAUAGAGAUGCUACUGAUUUUGUAUGUGAAUUUGUAGAUUUGUUUAUUAUGUCUGACAGUUUGUAGACUCAGGAGAGUUUUCUACAAAUGUAAUUGCCUGUUUCAAAUUUCCAAUACUAUUUUGGCAAUUGGGCAAGAAAAAGAA